Messenger RNA from Purpureocillium takamizusanense, 1942 nucleotides. RefSeq lists its product as uncharacterized. Gene Ontology annotation, cellular component: SAM complex. The transcript is spliced from 3 exons. The record is from RefSeq and is a predicted model, not a curated record. Lineage: Eukaryota; Fungi; Ascomycota; Sordariomycetes; Hypocreales; Ophiocordycipitaceae. The coding region runs from base 747 to 1709 and encodes 320 amino acids. Gene Ontology annotation, biological process: mitochondrion organization.
GCUGGACGUUUCAUGGAAGGGGGGGGAAGGGGUUGGCCCUCUAGUGCCUGUCGGCGGUAACGUGUAGGUGGACAUUGUUUGUAACAUUGACAGGCAGUGUUCCCGGGCCGUCGUGGUCUCCAGGUUACAUGCCACUGGCUUGGCUGCAGCGCGACCGGAGUAAAGUGCUUCUCCAGAGAUAACCGUGACAUGUCGCUUCCUGAAUACAAAAUGGAGCACAACCACGUUCUUGCCCGUCGUUCCAAGCAAUCCAACGAAGGCCAACGGCACCCGCGGCACGUUACGUGCCAGACCAUUUCUCGCAAAGGCGCCCAGAGUUCAAAUUGCCAAAGUCGAAGAGCGACUAACUACGGCUUAUGCUGAGCUCAGCAUGCGGGUGGUAGCCUCCGCGUGAGGCAAGCAUUGCUGUUUCGGCAGGCCGGAGGAAGAAACUGGAGAGAGGCUCCAGCUUGUACAGUCUUUACUCUGCCUCGACACCGUCCACCGGCACUGUGCGGUGCGGGAGCUCCUGCCAUCCGGCCCGUGAUUCUACCGGAGGACCCUCCUCGGGCAGGCCGCGGCCCCGGACAGACGUAACGACGCCCUGGACCCGCAGCAGCAACAGCAAAAGUUGCCCAACGUCGAACGGCUGCGCGCUCAUCAGCCGCCGCGCGCCUCGUCGGCCCCUCCAGCCCGCACCGCGACUCCAUCCCGCGCGCAGCCAGCCCCGGCCGCCGUCGUCAACCCACGGAGCUUCCCAGGCGACGAUGGCCACUGCUGCUACGGCUACUUCCACGGUCCCGGCCCCGACGUCGGCCUCGGCCUCGGCGCCUCCGCCUCAUGCUGUUCCGGCGCCUGCAGCCUCGACCUCAGAGCAACGCCGUGGCCUGUUUGCGGUCCCAGGCCCCAUCCGCCAGCUCUUCAAGCUCUUCCCCUUGCGCGUCUACCCCGCCGAGGCGCUGCCCGCCCGGGCACCCGACCAGAUCCGCGAGCGGCCGCGGUUAUAUAUCUUUUGUGAGAGGGACAAGGACGGCGUGACUUUUUCGGACUACAACCCGUCGUGUCUGAAGUGGAAUACUUUUCUACGCAUCGCCGGCGUCGACGUCGAGCUUGUGUCAUCAAAUAAUCAUGCCUCUCCCUCGGGGGCGCUGCCGUUUCUCCUGCCGGCUUCGUCAGAUCCGAGACCCGAUGUGCCCUUGACGGGAAGCAAGAUUGAACGCUAUGCCUUGGACCACGGCGAGAACGUUAUGCACGACACUUCGUCGCCUCGAUUCGACGCAUACCUCUCCCUUCUUUCUCAAAAGAUCCGUCCGGCCUGGCUGUAUCAAGUCUACGUUGAUCCGCGCAACCAUCACCUUCUAUCACGCUGGUACCUUCCAUCCAACCCCAUUCUUCGUGCUUCGACCCUGCACACACUCCGCGGGGCAGCCAUAUCCGAGAUUCUUAAAACGACGCGCCGGCCGCUCAUCGACGAGGACCAGCUGUUCGCCGACGCCAGAACGGCUUUUCAAACGUUGGACCGUCUGCUCGGCCAAGAUAAGUUUUUCUUCGGCUCGGAAACACCGGGCAUGUUUGACGCUGAGGUGUAUGCCUACACGCAGCCCAUUAUUAACUACUCCUUGGUGUGGGGGGACAACGACAGGCUUUUGUGCUAUGUAGGUAUCGGCCCUUUGUUCGCGCACAGGCAGAGGAUGCAGGAUUGGUGUUGGAGGAGGCCCGGGAAACAUUGAGCAGAUUGGGACGACCGGUCUUGUAUCAUAAACUUGUACAAUACCUCGACAUUGGCAUGACCAGCACGAAUAUACCAGCACGAGGAAUGAGGCAGUCGCAAGGGAAGAUCAUGCUUGCCAUGUGACCAGUCUCGCAAUACACCCCCAGUAAGGCAACAUGAUACUGUACAGUACGGUCAUGUGGUGCCUCAGGGUCGAGCAAGACGGACAACCUUUAAUCAUUUGAAUUAGGC